This is a messenger RNA of Strigops habroptila (Kakapo), 2398 nucleotides long. Its product is annotated as translation initiation factor IF-2-like. The coding region runs from base 13 to 579 and encodes 188 amino acids. Gene Ontology annotation, cellular component: mitochondrion. Gene Ontology annotation, biological process: regulation of glucose metabolic process; protein phosphorylation. The record is from RefSeq and is a predicted model, not a curated record. Gene Ontology annotation, molecular function: pyruvate dehydrogenase (acetyl-transferring) kinase activity. The transcript has 2 exons. NCBI's taxonomy places the organism in Eukaryota, Metazoa, Chordata, Aves, Psittaciformes, Psittacidae.
CACGGCUGCCCCAUGGUGUGGCUGCCCUGCAGUGGGGCUGCCCCACACUGCCCCAUGGUUGCCCCACAGUGGGUCUGCCCCACACUGCCCCAUGGCUGCCCCAUGGCUGCCCCACAGCUGCGCCACAGUGGGUCUGCCCUAUGGCUGCCCCACGGUGUGGCUGCCCCGCAGUGGGGCCGCCCCACGGCCGCUCUGACACGGUGCCCCCCCCCCCCCCCGCAGCAUCUCGGACCGGGGCGGGGGGAUCCCGCACGAGCUGCUGGACAAGGUCACCCAGUACCACUUCAGCACGGCCGAGGCCAGCGCCCAGGACCCGCGCCUGGGCGGCCCCUUCCGCACCCUCAUGGACCUGCAGCCCGGCCCCAUGCACGGAUGUCCCUCCCCCCCCGGCGCUUCCCGGGGCUGUCCCUGCUCAGGGCGGCGUCCCGGCGCAGGUUCGGCUUCGGGCUGCCCACGUCUCGGGCCUACGCCGAGUACCUGGGGGGGUCGCUGGCGCUGCAGUCGCUGCAGGGGGUGGGCACCGACGUCUACCUGCGCCUGCGCCACAUCGACGGCAAGGCCGAGAGCUUCCGCAUCUGACGGGGCUUCGCCACCGGCGCCAGCGGGGGCACAGCGCUGCGGGGGUGGACACGGAGAACUUCGGGGGGGCGGUGGUUGUGGGGGGAGGGACGUGGAGAACUUCUGUAUGGUGGUCGUUGGUGGUGAUAUGGACAUGGAGAACAUCUCUAGGGUGGUCGUUGGUGGUGAUAUGGACAUGGAGAACAUCUCUAGGGUGGUCGUUGGUGGUGAUAUGGAUAUGGAGAACCAACUCGUGGUCAUGGGAUGGACCUGGAGAACUUCUGUAUGGUGGUUAUUGAUGGUGAUAUGGACAUGGAGAACAUCUCUAGGGUGGUCGUUGGUGGUGAUAUGGACACAGAGAACUUCUGUGGGGUGGUUGUUGUGGGGGGAUGGACGUGGAGAACCAACUCGUGGUCAUGGGAUGGACCUGGAGAACUUCUGUAUGGUGGUUAUUGAUGGUGACAUGGACAUGGAGAACAUCUCUGUGGUGGUUGUUGUGGUGGGAUGGACAUGGAGAACAUCUCUGUGGUGGUUGUUGUGGUGGGAUGGACAUGGAGAACAUCUCUGUGGUGGUCAUUGUGGUGGGAUGGACAUGGGGAGCCAACUCAUGGUCAUGGGAUGGACAUGGAGAACUUCUCUGUGGUGGUUAUUGGUGGUGAUAUGGACCUGGAGAACCAACCCAUGGUCAUGAGAUGGACCUGGAGAACAUCCCCAUGGUGGUAUGGACCUGGAGAACAUCUCUGUGGUGGUUAUUGGUGGUGAUAUGGACCUGGAGAACAUCUCUAUGGUGGUCAUUGGUGGUGAUAUGGACCUGGAGACCAUGUCUAUGGUGGUCAUUGGUGGUGAUAUGGACCUGAAGAACAUCUCUAUGGUGGUCGUUGAUGGUGAUAUGGACAUGCAGAACAUCUCUGUGGUGGUAGUUGGUGGUGAUAUGGACCUGGAGAACCAACCCAUGGUCAUGGGAUGGACAUGAAGAACAUCCCCGUGGUGGACGUUGGUGGUGAUAUGGACAUGGGGAGCCAACCCGUGGUCAUGGUAUGGACAUGGAGAACAUCCCCAUGGUGGUAUGGACAUGGAGAACAUCUCUAUGGUGCUCGUUGAUGGUGAUAUGGACCUGGAGACCAUGUCUAUGGUGGUCAUUGGUGGUGAUAUGGACCUGGAGAACAUCUCUAUGGUGGUCAUUGAUGGUGAUAUGGACCUGGAGAACCAACCCAUGGUCAUGGGAUGGGCCUGGAGAACAUCCCCGUGGUGGACAUUGCCCAUGGCAUGGAUAAGGAGAACCUCCCCAUGGUGGACAUUGGCCAUCACGGAGAUGAAGGUUCAUCUGGAGAACCUCCAUGCAUUGGGUGUCCAUCACGGUACGGAGCUGGAGAACAUGCCAAUGGUGGACAUGAUCACGCGGUGGCCAUGGAGAACCAACCCGUGGUGGAAACGAGCGUGGAUGGACCUGGAGAACCUCCCUAUGUUGGACAUUGGCCACCAUGGAGGUCGAGGUGGACCUGGAGGACCUCCAUUGAUCAUCAUGGAGGUCGAGGUGGACCUGGAGGACCUCCAUUGAUCAUCAUGGAGGUCGAGGUGGACCUGGAGGACCUCCGUUGAUCAUCAUGGAGGUCGAGGUGGACCUGGAGGACCUCCGUUGAUCAUCAUAGAGGUCGAGGUGGACCUGGAGGACCUCCAUUGAUGAUCAUAGAGGUCGAGGUGGACCUGGAGGACCUCCAUUGAUGAUCAUAGAGGUCGAGGUGGACCCGGAGGACCCCCCCCAAUGGCCCCCAUGGAGCCUCCCCCCGCCCCGAUUGGCUCGUCAGGGCCCCGCCCUCAUUAAAGCUGCAGCCAAUGGCGA